UUUUGCUGAACUAUACACUUGACGAACGUAUUACGUCCUAUUCUAGUAUUAAUCCGUCUUCUGGAAGAGCAGAGAAGGGUUACCGUAGUCGCGAAUUUUAAUUUAUCUUGUGCAAAAUGCAGGGACUGUCAUUUUCAAGCCUGAAGAAAAACCCAUCAUUAAUUCCCUUGUACAUAUGCUUGGGAGCAGGGGUAGCGGGAGCGAUCUUUUACACGCUUCGACUCGCUACCCGAAACCCUGAAGUUACGUGGAAUAAGAGAUCCAAUCCCGAACCUUGGAAUGAUUACUCCAACAAGCAGUACAAGUUUUACUCGCCAGUGAGGGAUUACUCGAAGAUUGAGAGCCCCGCACCGAAGUACCAGGAAUAAUAAUCUCGUGUUAAAGUUCUAGUUAAGUGAUACUGUGUAUCUUGAAUGCAGUGUGUAGAAAAUGAUAUGAUACAAUGAAUCUCACAUGUAGAGGUUCCAGUAGGUCUGAAAUCUUUACUAAGCAUGUAAAAAUAUUUAUAAGUUUUCUCAGUGAUGAUUUUUGAAUAUUAUGACGACUAAUAAAUGUGUGUUACUGAGCUGACCAUUCCAAUAAGUA
Molecule: messenger RNA, 585 nt
Organism: Schistocerca serialis cubense
Lineage: Eukaryota; Metazoa; Arthropoda; Insecta; Orthoptera; Acrididae
Gene: ND-MLRQ
Product: cytochrome c oxidase subunit NDUFA4
Exons: 3
Coding region: 117-368 (83 amino acids)
Source: RefSeq, a predicted model, not a curated record